Adineta steineri is the source of this 297-nucleotide messenger RNA. The record is from the annotation of a GenBank genome assembly. Lineage: Eukaryota; Metazoa; Rotifera; Eurotatoria; Adinetida; Adinetidae.
AUGACUAGCUCGACAUGGCGAAUGCAUCACUAUCGUCAAAUUUCUACUAAACGAAAACGCCGUACGAUAAAACAAACUCGUAAUAAAAAUAAAGGACUUCGUCUUCUUCGUCAUCCAACAUGGACUAAUUUUAUUGAUUAUGGAAAAUAUUUCUAUUUUAAAACACCUCUUGGUCGUCUUCUCUUUAUAUUUCAAAGUCUUGGUUUAGUUCAUAUAUUUUUCAUUUCUCAAACUUACUGGCCAAAAUAUAUGCAAUGGUUACAUAAUUCUACAACAUCACUGGUAGAUGAAUUUUAG